This is a messenger RNA of Oryzias latipes (Japanese medaka), 1941 nucleotides long. RefSeq names its product zinc finger, HIT-type containing 2 (gene znhit2). The record is from RefSeq and is a predicted model, not a curated record. Lineage: Eukaryota; Metazoa; Chordata; Actinopteri; Beloniformes; Adrianichthyidae.
AAACGAAUGUUGACGUCAUCAACAUUCGACGGCUUGAUGAUGAUGAAAACAAAAGUGGACCGGGGCAGUGAGCUUACCGUGACAGUGCUAAUGCUAAUGCUGUUAGCUAAAGUGACUGCUUCAGAAAACUCUGCUCUUUCAUGCCUUCCUUGGAACCAGUUUUCCAUCUAUGAUGAUGAAUUCGCUAAUUAGACGUAGACUACCCCCGUCGGUAGAGAGUCUUCUGACUAACAUCGAUCCAAAGGAGGAAUGGACUGAUACAGAAUCCGAACCAACGACCAGAGAUGGGAUUCUCCUCCCGUCUAGAGGCUCUGCAUCCAACACAGAGGGGUUUCUCUCUCCAGCCAAGAUUUGCUACGGGGAGGCUCAAAAUAACACAAUAACAGCAUGUACGUUUUGUAAAUGUAAACCUUCUCGUUAUACCUGUCCUCGUUGUAACCUCCAAUACUGUGGGUUGGCAUGCUAUCAGAGCCGGGAGCACACCUCCUGUUCAGAGGAGUUUUACAAGGAGUCUGUUCUUCAGGAGCUGAAGAAAAUGGGAAAGACAGAAAGUGAGGGAAGAAGGAGAAUGCAAGAGAUUUUGUUGGGAAUUCAACAAAAGGGAGAAAUGACUGAAGGAGGGAUGGAACGUGUGCUAAAGGAAGAGGGUAUUGUAAAAGACAACUCUGAUGAGGAGGAAGAAAAAAUUCAGGUUAUGGAACUUUUGUCCAAGUUAGCACAGCUUCAGCAGUCGGAGGAAGAGAAUUCAACCGAGAUUGAAGCCAUUCUGAGAAAACUUGAGGAGAUUGGAGGAGCAGAUCCAAUGUCUGGAGACUCUGAUGAUGAUGCAGAAGAGAAGUUGGACCUCACAGAACGACUGAAAGGGCUGGAUAUCGAUAAACUAUCGGAAGACGAGCUGUGGGACCUUCUCAACAGUAAAGAGAGAGAGUCAUUUAUGGGUCUGAUGAAGAAUGGAAGACUUUGGGGGCUGGUUCCUCUGUGGAAGCCUUGGUGGGAGGACCAUGAGGAGGAACAUAAAGAACUGGUGGAGAUGAUUCAAGGAGAAGAGGGCAAACUGGAGAGAGAAACUACUACAGUUACAAAUCUGCAGGGGGACAAUAACAAAGUCAAGACAUCUCAAGAAGUCGAACCAGCGAGAGAAUCAACUUCAAAGCUGAAAAAUAAAAGGAGAAACAAAAAAGAGACACGUCAAAGCGAAGGAAGUUCAGCUAGAGUUCCUCCAGUUUCUGCAAAAAUUCCAAAGUUAAGUUCCCUGUGUGCAAAUCCAUCUCCUCUGGUUUGCUACAGUCUAGUGAAUACUCUUUAUAGCUAUGCCUUUACUCUCUGCCGAUUUAAUGGAGACACUGAUUCUCUGAUUUUAGAGUUCUGUGAGAUGAUCCUUGCUCUGUCUGAAGCCCUCCAUUCAAGUAAAGUGUUUAGCUCUGUCCAAGAAGCUAUAGACUGUGUACAGCCUCUCAUCUUAGGAGGAGGGUAUCUUGACAAAGAGGAUCCUCUAGCUCCAGCUAUGGCAGUGGAAGCGGUUGCCCAUAUCAUGACUGGCAAAAACAAACGAGAUCCAACAGGAUACUGCCUGUCUGCAUUAAACCAGCUUCGCAUGAUUCUUUCAAAUACCAGAAAAACUCUGUCCAAAGAGGGAGACGAUGCUGCAAAGAGACAGAAGUUCUUUCAAGCUAUUAAAAAGUGUGAGUUCUAUCAAGCCUGGGUGUUGGAGAAUGAACAUCAGAUUCAAAGGCUGGCCAUUGAGUUGUGGAGUGAGCACAGUAAAAGAGAGAGUUUAAGAAACUGCAUGGACCAAGCCAAGGCUUUUGUUGAAGAAAAUCGGAAAAAAGAAAAGGGAAAGAAAGACGACACAGAGCUCAUCGAGGAACUAAACUGAUGUAUAUUUUGUUUAAUGUGUUGAUUUUAAGAUCUGUUUUGUAAUAAAGUUUACAGAAAAUUGAA